This is a messenger RNA of Anolis sagrei ordinatus, 1559 nucleotides long. The record is from RefSeq and is a predicted model, not a curated record. NCBI's taxonomy places the organism in Eukaryota, Metazoa, Chordata, Lepidosauria, Squamata, Anolidae.
UCUUUGAAGCAAAUAUAGACUGAAUUGUCAAGAAGCUUUUCCUUUCAAACAACAUGAAUUGGUUACAACUAAAUGAAGACCUGAGCCUGAAGAGGUUUAUCAAUGAUUCAGAGUGCCCAGAAAACCUCAAAUAUGACUUUAACAAAAAUGGUGAACUUAGACACCAAGAUACCAAUGAACCUUUUAUUUUUAAUUAUUCCCAUUCUUAUAAUGGCAAUCACAAACGCUAUCAAAUUCUUGGACAUUCAAUUACUCAGUAUAUAUAUGAACUUCUGGAAAAGGCUUUCAAACUGCAAAAGAAGUAUAUUCCAAUAGAUGCUCCGGUCAGUAACCUUUGCAGUUUCUUUUUCAUGAGUGAGAAUGCAUUAACAAAUUGCUCCACUCUAGUUGUCCUUCUUCAAGACCAAGGACCGUCUCGUGCAGGUCAGUGGAGACAGAAGACCAUAAUUCAUGAAGGUCUCCAACACGGAUCUCAAAUACCGUUCAUUGCAAUGGCUCUGCAGUGCUCUUGGGGUGUCAUUGUUUUAAAUCCCAAUGACAAUUUCAUUGAUCUAAAAAUAGAAUCUAAAAUCCCAGACUUCUCUGAGGAAGAUCCUGCCCGUUCUCUGAAAUCAUCUUGGUUAAUCCCAAAGAGGUGCAGCAGUAGUCCCGAAGAACAUACAACCUAUGUUUGGGACUACUUCAUUUCAAAAACCACAGCUAGAAAUGUGGCUUUCGUUGCCCAUGGCUAUGGGGGAUUGGUUUUUGUCAACUUGCUUAGGCAGAGAUCUUUAGAGGUGAUGAACAAAGUAUAUGCUGUUGCGCUUAUUGAUUCCAAACACCACAUAAUCCAUCAGACGCAAGGCGAUUCCCAGCUGCAGGAAUGGAUACAGAGACACUGUCGAAAGUGGGUAGCAGACAGUAAACCUUUGGAUAAGACAGUCGGCUACUUCAUGAAAGUAGAUUGCCCUAGUGUUUCCGCAGGAACUGAAAAAUAUAGCUUGGUGCCUUCUUAUAGUCUACAGUCCAUCUUCAAAUAUUUUAAAAAUAAACUGAAAGUAGGCAGUAGAAAGCGUGUUGUCCGCUCGCCUAUUGCAACAAGGAGCAGAAAAGUAAUGAAAAUGUAAGCGUGUAUGUGACUUAUGACCGUUUUUCUUUUUCUGUGGAAGAUGUACACUGCCUUAGAGUUCUCAAGCCCAUUUGUAAGGCAUAUUUAAUUUAAGUAUGGGAGACUACUUAUUUUGGAGGCAGUUUUGUUAUAACUAAGUUAUCAAACGUCUAAUUCUGAAUUACAGCUGUUUGUUUAAUUUCAGUUGAGUGUAUUUUGAAAUUUAGCAUUCCUUUGUACUUAACAUAUUACAAAAUGCUGUCACCAAUCAGAAAAACAGCACCUGUCCUUUCAAACCUCACUGAUAUGAAAUUGUAAUUCUGUAUGAAUAUAUCAAUAUAAGACAAUAAUAACACUGGGUCUGAAAAGUUUGUCAACUGUAUGGUUUACAUGAUAGUGGUUUUGGACAUAAUGUGUUUAUUGAAUUGCUUGGAACUAAUUUAGUUUUAAUACUUAAAAAACCUCUACUGUG